AGCGCCCGCCGGGCUCCGCGCGUGGGUAGCCUUGUCCGUGGAAGCGAGCUGGUGAGGCGGGACCUGUCACCGCGGAGAAUGGACCCAAGCAUCAGAGGUAGAUCCCAGCCUCACUGGGUAUGCUGGAUAAUGUGUUGUGGGGUUCUAGCUAUGAAUAGUGGCAAGUGGAUUAUGUUCCAGGAGACUUUAAUACAUAUUACUGAGACCUGCUUUGGAGACUGGAAUCACAGGAGUCUUCCCAAAGUCAACAUGGCCAAACGCAUCAGCCAGGAGACCUUUGAUGACGUGGUGCAAGAAAACAUCAUGGAGUUUGACAUGGACCCUGAGGAGGCCGUGAAAGAAGCCGUCCAGCAGUUUGAAUCUCAAGGGGUUGAUCUGACCAACAUUGUAAAAACGAGACCCAAAACAUCUGCUUGUGGUGACCAAGGGCCAAAACAUGAAAUUUUGCAGACACUGGAGGCUCUCCAGAAGUCUGUCGACUCUGCAGCCCCCCAGGAGGUGGCGGAACACCUUGUGAGCUUCAGUGAGCAGUGUCGGGGGCAGGUCGCCAGCCGCUACCUGGCUGCCCAGAAGGGCGCAUACCCUGUUGUGCUCUCGGCCUGCCAGCAAGCCGUGACAGAAGACCAGGGCUUCUUGAUAAAGGCCCUGAAUGCCUUGGCUGCCCUGACUGAGGGCCAGCCAGAUCUGCUGGAUCCCAGGGGCCUACAGCUGCUAGUGGCCACGCUGAAGGAGCGUUCAGGGAUAGCUGAAGUGAUGUGCUCUGGGCUCCGCUGUGUUCGACACGUCUGUCUCAAGCAUGAGCAGAACCGGCAGAGCUUAGUGAGAGCGGGCAUCCUGCCUCUGCUAACUGGGGCCAUCGAGAGGCACAGCUGCAGAGCCAACGUGGUCAAGGAGGCCUGCUCCGCUCUGAGAAUCAUGACAUUUGAUGAUGACGUCCGAGUGCCCUUCGGCCAUGCACAUGACCAUGCCAAGAUGAUAGUUCAGGAGAAUAAGGGCUUAAAGAUUCUCAUAGAAGCCGCCAAAGCAUUCCCAGACAAUCCAACUCUUCUCGGCGAGCUGUGUGGUACUCUAACCCGCCUGGCUGUUCGGAACGAAUUCUGUCAGGAGAUCGUCGAUCUAGGGGGCCUCCACAUCAUGGUGACUCUUCUGGCUGACUGCAUCAACCACCAGGAGCUGGUACGGCAGGUGCUGGGCGCCCUCCGAGCCAUUGCUGGCAAUGAUGAUGUAAAGGAUGCCAUCGUCAGUGCAGGUGGAACAGAUUUCAUCGUGAUGGCGAUGACCCGGCAUCUCUCCAGUCCCCAGAUCUGUGAACAGAGCUGUGCUGCCCUGUGCAUGCUGGCCCUGCGCAAGCCGGCCAAUAGCCGGGCGAUCGUUGAGGGUGGGGGUGCCUUGGCAGCCCUGCAGGCCAUGAAAGCCCACCCGAAGGAAGUCAGCGUGCAGAAACAGGCUUGCCUGCUGAUUCGUAACCUUGUAGCCCGCACACAGGCCUUCUCCCAACCCAUCUUGGACAUGGGGGCCGAGAGGCUCAUCAUGGAAGCCCGGGCCACACAUCGGGAAUGUGAUGAUGUGGCCAAAGCUGCCCUUCGGGACCUGGGCUGCCAGGUGGAGCUUCGGGAGCUCUGGACAGGCGAAAAGGGAUCCCUGGCUCUCUGAGGCCCCUCUUGCACCAGCAGGCUUCAGAAUGUCCCACACCUCACCUGGGAGCACAGUGCUGCUCAGAGGCCCCAUGGAGAGUCUGUUACCUUCCGCUGGCCCAGAAGUAAAGUCCUCUACCUUGGGCUCCAGAGGGAGCCCACUGGCCCCCUUGGUGUAGUUUUGGUACCACCUCUCUCCUGCUUACUUCUGAAGGCCAUAGUUGAGAGCAGAUUGGUUUGGAUACAACAGGCCCCCUUCCUCUUGGAGUGAUUUUGGCCAUUCCAUGUCUUGUUUGUUUUAAUAUGACAGUCUCCUGGUGGCCUUGUGUGUCUUCUGCUUUAGGCCAAGAUGCACAUUUCUGUGAAGGUGGGAUAGCCUGGGACAGCCAGAGCCAGUCAGUAGACCACCUUAUCACUUUGUUUAAAACAGGGUAAAGAAUGAUGUCUGAGAAAUGCUUCUUAGAUACUGAAGGCUAACCAGUAAAAACCUGCCUCCCCAUUCAUUCUCCUGAUACUGCAGAUCACCCCUUGGCUGGCCUCUUCUCCAGUUACUUGCCCCAGAUCACAUCCCCAAUCUCGCAUUGCCAGCCCUCAGUCUUGGAUCCCUCCCUCCAUCCUCUGCCUUGCUGGGGAAUGAAGGUGGAGAAAAUCAUAAAACUGUGCUGACUGUACAUUUAUGUUACAUAAUCUUCCAUAAGCCUGCCUUUGUGGCUCCUCAAACAAACACUCCAGGCAUUUUCUCUGGCUGUCCCCUCAUGCAUGAAAUGCACUCUCUCUCCUCAUCUCCAGCUCCUUUAAUUUCCAACUAAAAGUCCAUCUUUCACUGGAAGUCUUCCCCAACCCUCGCUAAUUCUGGUGCCUUCCCUCUGUACAUUAUUUCCUGUUUAUCUGAUAUAGAGCUUGUUUGUAACUACCUGUUUGCUUGUCAUCAUCCAUAUUAACUUGUGAGCUCCUCGGGGGCAGGGGCUGUCUUUUGCCCUUCCUUGUAUUCCCAGGACUUAGCACAGUGCCUGGGGCACAUAGUAGGUGCUUAAUAAAUGUUAAUUGACGGCCUGUCCAGGCUGGGUAUUUGGUUAUGUCCUACAUCCCAAGCUUGGGGAUGCCAGGUAGCUUGUGAGAGCAGCCCCCACACCAGGUGCUAGGCUUAUUCUCUGAUAGCACUGUCAUGCGUUCUAGAGCUGGGCAAGUCUGCUUCUCUGGUCUUCCUCUUCCUUCCCCCUAAGUACCUCCACACUCCCAGCCUGGCCCUCCUACUGGUGACCUGGUCUCUCUAGCCUUCCCACCUACCACCUGUCCUUGUGCCCCACUCUCUCUGCCUGCUGGUUAAUAAUGGCAUCAAAAGCAAAUGCCAACUUGUUUGUGGCGGUUCUAAACCUCAGCACAUUUGUUUAGCACUAAGGAAUUAUUCUUCAAAUCCAGUUGUCAGACUGGUCUACUGGAGUUUGAUUCACAGGACAAACAAAAGUACAUAAUAAUAAGUUAUGUAGAAAAGUGUCAAGGUGGCUAGGUGCCACUGAAGAUAGAGUACUGGUCUGGAGUCAGAAGACCCAAGUUCAAAUCUAGCCUCAAGACACUAGUUGGGUGACCUUGGGCAAGUCACUUAACCCCUCUCUGCCUCAGUUUUGUCAGCUGUAAAAUGGGGAUCAUAAUCACACCUAUUUUCAGGGUUGGUAUAAGAAUCAAAUGAGAUGUUUAUAAAGUGCUUAGUGCCUGGCACACAGUAGGCACUUAACAAAUGCUUGGUUCCCCCCCUCCCAAAAAAUUCUUUUAAUCACCUCAACUAAAACAAUACUUUCUGUUCAUUUUAUUUUUAAUUUGUAGUAGUGGUCAGUAAGGUAAAGGGAGACUAGAUAGUAUCUGUCAUGACAAUCUCAGUUAUGUAGCCUAACCUUUACCUGAAGCAGGAAUCCUCUCUACAACAUCCCUGACAGGUGGUCCUCCAGCAUGAAUACUUCUGGUGAUGGAGAACUUGCUGCUGCCAGAGUCAGCUCCUUCUACCUUUGGACAGCUCUAAGCUGCCGAAAAGAUCUGGAAACCCACAAGACCCAAAAGGAGUAUUUUUUCCUCAUUACUCUAGAAAAAUAUCUCCAAAGUAAGACACACAAGACAUUUUUUUUAUAAAUUAAUUUAUUUUUAGUUUUCAACAUUCACUUCCAUAAGCUUUUGAGUUUUAAAUUUUU
Messenger RNA from Vombatus ursinus (common wombat), 3814 nucleotides. It is a transcript of the gene ARMC6, whose product is annotated as armadillo repeat containing 6. Bases 79 to 1653 code for a protein of 524 amino acids. The record is from RefSeq and is a predicted model, not a curated record. Gene Ontology annotation, molecular function: protein binding. Gene Ontology annotation, biological process: hematopoietic progenitor cell differentiation. The transcript has 9 exons. NCBI's taxonomy places the organism in Eukaryota, Metazoa, Chordata, Mammalia, Diprotodontia, Vombatidae.